AAUCUAGGCAGCUAUCACCAAUCCAGGCGUAGAGAAUGUCUGGAUUUUCAUCCUCAACCGGGUUCGAGCAACUCCCACCGCUAAUCAGCUGCCCUGAGUGCGGCGGCCGCGUCUUCACCUGGAUUGCUCGGGCGGGUCAGAAUGCGGGCGUUCGUUUCUACAAGUGCGUCAACAAGGACGCUGGCAUCUGCAACUACAUGAGAACCAAGGCGGAGUACCUAGCCGAGCUUAGCUACCAUAUGGCGACCACACAGCAGCCAUUGCAGGGGAGCAGCCAGUCGGGAGCUUGUCUGAACCGCAGAGCUCGAGUUGUCGAGCAGCAGCGCAGUGGUCCAGUCGGUCCCCAAGCUUCCAGAGCCCAACCACUGCUUAAUCAAGCAGGCUCAUCCGCGCCGCUCUUCGUGUUCUUGUGUUUUUAG
This is a messenger RNA of Triticum aestivum (bread wheat), 419 nucleotides long. RefSeq lists its product as uncharacterized. The record is from RefSeq and is a predicted model, not a curated record. The coding region runs from base 36 to 419 and encodes 127 amino acids. Gene Ontology annotation, molecular function: zinc ion binding. NCBI's taxonomy places the organism in Eukaryota, Viridiplantae, Streptophyta, Magnoliopsida, Poales, Poaceae. The transcript has 2 exons.